AUGAUGGAUAUUUUGAAGAACAAAAGAAACAAGAUAAUUUUUUCUUCAGAUGAUGAAGAAAGUAAUGAUGAUAGUGAACAAAUAAAUACAGAUAAUAUUAGUAAAAAUGUACAAGAUAAUGCAAAUCCAGAUUUGGAUCCUAAUAAAAACGUUCAGGAAAAUUUUGAAGAGAACACGGAUAAUAAUAUAGAAGACUCACAUAUAUUAAAUAAAGAAAAUAUUCAGUAUAAAAGUGAUGAUAUUACUGCAGCUAGCCAAAUAAUCAAAAAUGAUAUGGAUGAAAUUAAUAUAAGUGAAAAUAGCUUACAUGAGAAAAGCAAGAAAAAGAAAAAAAAGUUGAAAAAGAAACUGGCCGAAGAUGAUGAUGAUAAUAAUAAUAAUAAUGAAAGAUUUCCUAAUUCGAACGAAAACAUAUCAACGAAUAAAUUAAAAAAAAAGAAUUUUAUUAUAAAUAAUAAUGUAAAAAAGCAAGAUAUACAUGACAACAUAGGUUACAGUCAUUCUAAUAAUUCACAUGAAACCGAUAAAGUAAAUGACGAGGAUAAAGAGGAAAAUUAUGAUGUCAAAGAUAGUAAUAAGAAAAAAAAAAAAAAAAAAAAAAAAGAAAUUACUCAGAAAGAGAUAGAUAAAAAUAAAAAUAGAGCAAAAUAUGAAGAUUCUAAAAAUGAUGAAAAUUAUAAAAAUAGUGAUGAUGAUAUAAAUAAUAUAUAUGAUGAAAAACAUCAAAACAGUGAUGAUAAAAACGAUGAUGAUUCUUUAAAUGAUAAUCCUGAUAAUGAUUAUGGUGCGAAUGAUGAUAAAGAAAAUAAUAGAACUUUUGAUGAAACGGAAAAUAACGAUUUUAAAGGAAAACGAAGAAAAACAAAAAAUUCUAAACUUAUGGAAGAUAUAAAUCCAAAUGAAGACAAAAAGAAGUUAAAAUCAAUACAAAUAUCUUUUUCAAAAAAAGAAUACAAUAUUGAAGCAUAUCUUAUGGAAUGUUUAAAGGUUCUAAUUCCUUUAAACAUGAGAGAUAUUUUUCUUGGUUCAGAAAAUAUUAUAUUAGAUAGUAUGAAUACAGGAGAUAUAAAAAAUAUGGAAAUAUUUUGGUUUAAUAAAUUGACAAAAAAUAGACAAAAAAGUAUUAUUGAAUGUUAUACAUCAUUAAAUAAACAAAAGAAAAAAGGAAAAGUAGAAGAUAAUAAUAGUAUAGUGUUUAAUAGUAAUAGUGUUAGUAACAUGGAAAAUAAUGGAAUCCACCUGAGUCAUCUAAAUAAUGAAAAGGACGUGAAUGAAAAAAAUAAUGAAAAUGUAGAAAAUAAUAUGUAUAAUAUUGAUAAUAAUAUUGAUAAUAUUAUGAAGAAAGGGGGAGAAGAUCAUUCUUUAAAUAUACCACGAGAAGAUGAAAUAUUCGAUAAUAAUAAAGAAGUUAUUAUUGUUGAACAUUUGGUACAUAUAUGUAAUAAUCAAAUAAAACUUAUCAAAGAAUAUAUUUCAUAUAUCAAGAAAAACAUAUAUGAUUUAAGUUCAAUUAGCGAAAACAACAACAAAAUUAAAGAAUUGAAAAUAUUAGAACCGUUAAAAAGACGAGAAUAUUUUUUUUAUUUAUACAUAGCAGUAUCUCUGAAAUAUGUUGAGGAGAGAAUAGCAAACGUAUAUUGUGUUCCAGCAGUUAUUAGUCCAGAUAUCAGAGGUUUUAAUUUACAUCCCAUGUUUACUCAUAUAAAUAAAAAACUCGAAGAAAAAUCAAACAAAAAGGAAAAUAUAGGAAAUCCAUGGGAAAAGCUUAAAUUAUUAAAAAAAGGAAAUAAUAAAAAAAAUGAUGGACACACUAGAAAUGAAUUAAAUAAAGGAAAACUUAAAGAAACUGGUACCAUGAAUAAAAGUGAAAUGGAUGAUAAUUUGUUUGAAAAUAAUAUUAAUAUGAAAGAUACACAAGAAGAUAUGAAAAAUAUAGAUGAUACUGAAACAAGUGAUAAAAAAGAAUUAGAUGAUUUAGAAAAGAAGAAAAAAGCAUUAGAAGAAAUGAAAAGAAAGAAAAAAGAAAAAGAUCAUAAAAAAACAUUUAAUAUUUAUUCUUUACUAGAAUCUGCAGCACAAUUUUAUGGUGAAGGUCCAAAAUAUUGUAAUCCAAAUAUGCAUGAAUUUUAUAAAUCAAAUAAUAAUCAAUUAGUAUAUAUAAAACCACCUACAAAUGUAGAAGAAAAAAAUUUAUUAAUAAAUUUCUUUUUACAAUUUCCAAGUUUAAAUAAAAAAUUAGAAUAUAAUAAAAAACGUAUAUAUGCAGAAAAUUAUGGACUUAUAAAAAUUAUUAGAAAUGCAGAAAAUUUACCUAUAAAUUUCGAAUUAAAUACAGAACCUUGGAAAAAUGCUGAAUAUGAAGAAUUAUGGAAUGAACAAAAUAAACUUAACAAUAAUCAAAUAUGGAACAUGUCUAAUAUCAUUAAUUAUGAUAAUCUUUUAGAAUAUAACCAAUUUUCAACUACAAAAACGGAUUUUCUUAAUCAUACAGAUGUAAGUAGAAGCGUCUUAAGAAAAAAUGAAUUUGAUGAUAAUGAUUAUCAAAAGAGUUGUGCUAUUAGUGAAUUUGAAAAAAGUAUGGCAAGAAGUGAAUAUGAAAGAGGUGAAGAUAAGAAGGAAUAUUCUCGAGAAGAAUAUAUUCAUCUGGAUUCUAUACAUAUCGGGGAAAAUAAAAUGGAACCCAAAAAAAAUAAUCAACUAGAUGAUACAGAUAUGAAAAAAGAUAUUAAACCACAAGAAAACAAUAAUAUGGAUAAUGAUAUAUUACCAAAAGUGGAACCUAAAAGUGAACAAAUAAGAAUAAAUAUGGACAAUAUAAAGGAAGAACAUCAUGAUAAAUCUGAUCAGAAUAAUAUAUCACAUAAUGUAUCAUAUGGUGAUGUGAAAAAAACCGAAAUGAGAGAAAAAAAAAAACCAGAAAUUAUAACAAAGAAAUUGAAAAAAAGUAUAACCCAUGAUGACAUGAAACAGAUGAAAUUAACUUCCUUUUUAAGUAAAGAAAAAAUAAAUAAAAAUACGAAUGUAUUGAAAAAAGAAGAAGAGAGUACUAAUAAUAUUGAUAAUAUGAAGAAUGUAUACAAUGUAUGUUCCGAAAAUAAUAUGAAUGAUAAUAAUUCAGGGGAACAUAUUGUAAAAGAUGAAUUAAAUGAUGAAUCAAAUUUAAAAGAUCCUGCGGAUAAUAUGGAUUAUAUUAUAAAAAUAAAAAGAAAGAAAAAAAAAGUAUUAGAUGAUGAACAAAUGAAUCAUUUUACAAAUGAUAAUGCUCAUAAGGAAGCAGAUGUUAUGGAAUCAAAUUCGUUGACUGAUAAUAAGGAAAAUACUGAACGUAGCAAUACAUUUUAUAUUAAUAAUACAAAACAGAGCACAAAAAAAAAUCCCUUUUUAAAGGAGAGCCGGAAUAAGGAAGAUGAUUUGGAUAGCGAAAAUCUGGAAGAAGCGAAGGAGAAAAAAAAAAUCAAGGAGGAGAAGAAAAGAAUCAUGGAUGACAAGAUGGGCUAUGUCUUCGAAUUGGAAGCAGAGGAAAGUGAAGAUGAAAACCUUGAAGAUCCAGAAGAAAGAAAAAAAAUAGAACAGUUUAAAAAAGAACAGUAUGAAGAAAAUGAAUAUGAAGAUGAUCAAUCUAAUAGUGAAGACCUCAAAGAAUUUAUUAACAACGAAGAAUAUAACAGCGAUAAUGAUAUUGUUAAAUUAAAACACGCAGAAGAAAUGGAAAAACUAGAAGAAGAUUUAUUUUAUAAAAAAUUUACAUAUCAAGGAAAGCAAUUUAAUGAUGAGUUAACCAAUAAAGAAAAAUUAGAGCUUGAAAGGGAAAAACAACUUUUAAGAAAAAAAAAAUUAUUAUUAAAUUGUAGUAUAGGUAAUGUAAAAUAUAGUGAUUUUGAAUCCGAUACUAGUACAGAUAGUGACGAUUCUAAAGGAGAUUUUAAAAAUCCUUUGUAUGAACCAUAUAAUGAAUCAGAACAUACAGAUAUUUUAAAAAAAAAUAACAAUUCAUUUGAAUACUUAUAUAAUGAUAAUGUUUUUCAAAAAGGAGAAUGCCUCAACGAAAUCGUGGACGAAAAAAAAAAGAAAAAAAUUCUGGAAAAAAUGGACAAAGUUAUUUACACAAAGGAAGUAAAAACAAAUGAAGGAAAAAAAAUCGUGAUCAAGAAAAAAAGAAAAAUCCGCUUUCAUCAAAAUUUAUCCGAUGUUACUGUAACAGAAGAAGAAAAAUUGGAUGAAUAUGAAAAGACAAAAAAAAAACAAAAAAAACAAAAUGCAAAUUUAAUAGAACAUAACAAGGUCCAAAAUAAUACAAAUAAUAUUAUGAAUCAUAAUAAUAAAGCAUCAAUAAAAUGGAAUAACAAUAUUAAAGAUAUUAGUGAGUUAGACACUCCAACAAAUUCAGAAGUUUUUAAAGGCUUUAGGAAAGUACAGGAAAAAUAA
This is a messenger RNA of Plasmodium falciparum 3D7, 4425 nucleotides long. RefSeq lists its product as uncharacterized. NCBI's taxonomy places the organism in Eukaryota, Apicomplexa, Aconoidasida, Haemosporida, Plasmodiidae. The transcript has 4 exons. The record is from RefSeq and is a predicted model, not a curated record. The coding region runs from base 1 to 4425 and encodes 1474 amino acids.